AUGAACUUGCGGUUAUUUUUCACGAGAAAGAAAGACAUUUGCUGCAAAUCCAUACAUUUAUUUCGUUCAGCUAUAAACUCUUCGAAUAUAAUAAAUACGCAACAAACUUUAAAAUGUAAAAAUCACCGACCUUUUGACUUUCGAACUUUAUAUAAUUCUUCUAAUGAAGCCUCUUCCAAUUUGACGUCUCAAUCAAUUCAUAUCAAACAAACCAUUGGUAGACUUUGGCGUUCUCAAUUAACCGUAAUCAAAUUUCCUUUGGACGAAAAAAAGGAGAUAACUGAUGAAUCAAAAAUGACAUGUGAAAAAAUAUCACAUCAUUCUAAUAAAAAAAUUUCAAUUAAUGAUUUGAUUUUAGAAGGAAAAAGACAGUUCAAUAGUGCAUUUAUGCCAAAAGGAUAUCCGGAUUCUGUCACUAAAGAUUAUUGGGAAUUUGCAAAGUGGCAAUUCCUUCAUAAUAUAGCGGGAUCUGUUACUGGAGUUUUGUCAACACAGUCUUUGCUAUAUGCUAUGGGACUCGGAUCAACGUCAAUCCCUCUCGCCGCAGCAUUGAAUUGGAUCAUUAAAGAUGGGCUAGGUCAAUUGGGCGGUGUGAUUUAUGCCGCAUCCAUUAACGACCGUUUUGAUUCCGAGCCAAAACGUCAUCGCUUUCGAGCAACUGUCUCAAUGCAAUUUGCAUCGUUCUUAGAAUUGUUGGCUCCAUUGUGGCCAGGCAUGUUUCUGUUGAUAGCUUCUGCUUCAAACAUAGGUAAAAAUAUUGCAUGGCUAGCUGGUUCCGCAACAAGAGCAACGAUGCAUAAAUCAUUCGCGUUAAGAGAUAACUUAGGAGAUAUCACCGGAAAGUCGGGAUCACAAAGCACAGCAGCAGGAACGGCCCUUGGAGUUGUUAUAAGUGCCACUAUUACUAAAUUUCAACCGGAUUUUGCUACUAUAACACCUUCCACAUUCGCCGCUGUUCAACCGAUUAUUCCAAUUUUUAUUACAUUUAUCCCGUUUUCGAUUUUUAACAUUUAUGCUAAUUAUAAAUCUAGUCUUAAUGUGACAACUAGUACCCUAAAUAUACCACGUGCAGAAAUGAUUUUAUAUCGCUUAUUAAAUAAACUUGGUGGAGAAACAAGGACAUUGUCGAGAAUCAAGUGCGAUUUAAGAGAUCUCGUUCCAUCACCAAAAGAAAUAUCAUCAGAAGAGAUAUUCGUCAAACGAUAUUAUUCGCCAUUUGAAAUACCAUUGGAAAUAGAACCGGCUUUACAUCAUUAUACUUCUAAAAAGUAUGCACGAGAUUUACAUGCUGCGUUAAAACAAGAAGGGUUUCUUCAUCCUGAGGAAUACUUCAUUUUACAUGUACCUAAUCACCAUUUACAACAUCUUUCAUUAUGGUUUUCGCAAAAUGCAAACUCUAAGGAUUUUAUCAAGGGAUUCUCUCACGCAUGUGCAAUUAGAUAUGCUCUGGAGUACGUUGAUUCUGCCACAUCUGAAGAUAGAAACCACGUGCUAAAUAUCAUUCGAGAUACUCAUUCUUUAGUAGAGGAUUCCUUUACAGAUCUUAUAAACACUCUUGAAAGCAAAGAAUGGGAAACUGAACAUCUUUUCUUCACAGAAAAAGAUGAUCAUAGAUUAUUUGUCGAGAAAUAG
This is a messenger RNA of Funneliformis geosporum, 1632 nucleotides long. NCBI's taxonomy places the organism in Eukaryota, Fungi, Glomeromycota, Glomeromycetes, Glomerales, Glomeraceae. The record is from the annotation of a GenBank genome assembly.